Messenger RNA from Liolophura sinensis, 3144 nucleotides. Its product is annotated as coiled-coil alpha-helical rod protein 1-like. Bases 31 to 2313 code for a protein of 760 amino acids. The transcript has 20 exons. Gene Ontology annotation, biological process: cell differentiation; protein export from nucleus. The record is from RefSeq and is a predicted model, not a curated record. NCBI's taxonomy places the organism in Eukaryota, Metazoa, Mollusca, Polyplacophora, Chitonida, Chitonidae. Gene Ontology annotation, cellular component: centriole.
GCGGCUGGUUUGAAUCCACCGAGCAAGUUCAUGGAUGGGAAAGGAUCAAGUCGGAAUAUGGACCUUCUACCACCUUCAGCCUUUGAAAGCAAAAGAUCAAGUGAUCCUUGGAAAGAAUUAGCGAAAACAACAGGAGAGUUAAUUCACCUGCGGUUGGAAAACCAACAGCUGAGACAGGAGAAAAAAGCACCACAACAAGCUGUCAUUUGUCCAAAUGAGGCCAUCCGAGCUCGGGUAGACUUGUACAAGUCAAGGGACGACAAGACCACCAGCCGUCAUUUAGAUGAGCUCAUUCAGAGACAGGCAGCAGAGAUCGCUCAGUUGAAGGAGGAAGUGCGCACACUGCAAGCAGAUCAUAAACAGGAGGUUGUAGAGCUGGAGAAAGAGAUUGCCGUGAAGGAAAGACAGCACUUACAGGCCAUGGCCUCGGUGGAGACAGAGCUGAAAACAAGGGCAGAUAACUAUGAGUAUCAGGUGGACAGACUGAGCUCAGCCCACCAGGAAGAGGUGGAGGAGUUGACAGACAGAUUGGACAAGUUAACCUCAGAGCUCGAGACCACGCGGACGUCCUUUGGGCAGAAAGUUUCGGAGCUCCAGGCUCAGCUACAGAGUGUCACAGAGACGAGUUGUAGCAGGAUCGAGGAGUUAGAGAAGUCACAACGAACUAAAGAUGAAUUGAUUGUCAAACUGGAGAAUCAGUUGAGCUCUCUGAAGAGGUACAUUGGGGAGUGUGAGAGGGGACCUUUACCUGAGGAAGUGUGGAAGAAGGAGAGGGCUAUGCUGGAAAAAAAACAAAAGGAACUGUCUACUGAGAAGGAAAGCCUACUGUCGACUGUUCAGCUGCUAAACAUCCGCCUGUCUGCUGCCAAUGACAUUCUCACCCUGCAAGAGAAAGAACUAUCCAAGUCAAAGGUCGAAAGUGUUGAUAAAUCCAAGCUGGAGACAUUUCUGCUGACAAGGUGGAGAGAGAAAGUGUUUGCUCUUAUGGUUCAACAAAGGUCAGCUGAUAUUGUGUCCAAGAAAGAUUUCCAGAACUGGAAAGAAAAGAUAAAGAAGCUUGAGGUUGAUCUAGCAUCUGAGAAGACACGGGCAGAAGUCUUGACGUGUUCCUUAUCUGACAGAGACGCUCAACUAGAGAUGGAGAGGAAACAGAACCAGCUACUGCAGGAAGACUUGACUAAUGCUCAGCAGAUCGCCAUUGCUCUGGAUGACCAACUCAGUGACUGUAAUCAGCAGAUAGAGGGACUGAAACAGGCGUUAAUCAAUUUUGGUCAGUUCUUCAGCGAGACAGCCACCACCACCCAGCAUUCCAUGAAUGUUUUGAAGACAUAUGGACAGAGGGUUACCUUUGCCACAGGACGUCUGGAAAUGCUACAAGCCCAGUUCGCUCGUAAGGAAGCACUUCUGAGGUCUCAAAUAGAGCAGGGCAGGAAGACACCGGCAGAGAGAGACACCUCACCCCCACCUACAGAGGACAGAUUAAGUGCCACUUCCCACUUACAAGAGGAGCUUGAUGCUGUGACAAGAGAACGAGAUACGCUUGCUGCUCAGAUACGAGAAGACGCUCUAAUGUUGGAGACAAGAUUGGCCUCCUGCAGACAGGAAGUUCAGUCUGAUAUAGCCAAUCUUCGCAGUUCUGUGGUUGCCUUGGAGAUGUCGCUUCAGGAGAGGUCAGAGAAGUGCGUGUUUCUUAGUGAGAGGGUGGAGACGCUGGAGGGAGAGUUAGAGGAAAGCAGGGACAGCCUGGAGGAGUUGAGGACGGAACUUGGUAAACAACAACUCUCUGCUCAGCAAGCCCUGAAGACACGAGAAGACGAGCUAGUGGCAGAGUUUACAGACCGGAUGGCUGGCCUAGAGCGCAGUGUGAACGAUGCAAAGAGAGAACAUGCCAAAGCAGUUGUGACAUUGCGCCAAGUUCAGCGCCAGGCGUCACGCGACCGGGAGCGCCUAGAGGAGACUGCGCAGCUGAGAGAGGAGCACUAUGGCCGCCAGGUUGAGGCCCUACAGCAACAGCUGAGAGCAGUGGAGAAGGAACGCAAUGUGAUGAUGACAACAUUACGCCAGGAAGGUCUGCUGAGUGGUGUAAAACAGCAGAGAGAGAACCCUGUAAUACUGGAGGACUCCGCUGAGCAGACAACAGAGACCAAACAAGAAGAAGCACUUCCUGGUGACCAGCCUAAAGAAACGGGGGCAGGGGCCUUGGAUGAACCACUAAGUGCUGUGUUAGAAGAUCUUCAGAGUUUGACAGCUGCUGUGAUGGAAGAGGAAAACAAUGACAGCGAUAUAGACUCAUCUGAUGACACAAACAAGUGAUGUCUUAACUAUUGAGUUUGUUAGAAGACCUUGAGAGUUUGACAGUCGCUGUGAUGUGAGAGGAAAACAAUGACACAAACCAAUGAUGUCUUAACUAUGGAGUUUGUUAGAAGACCUUGAGAGUUUGACAGUCACUGUGAUGGGAGAGGAAAACAGUGACACAGACCAAUGACGUCUUAACUAUGGAGUUUGUUAGAAGACCUUGAGAGUUUGACAGUCACUGUGAUGUGAGAGGAAAACAAUGACACAAACCAGUGAUGUCUUAAAUAUGGAGUUCGUUAGAAGACCUUGAGAGUUUGACAGUCACUGUGAUGUGAGAGGAAAACAAUGACAGAAACCAGUGACACCUGACACUAUGUGCUGUGUUAGAAGACCUUGAGAGUUUGACAGUCACUGUGAUGUGAAAGGAAAACAAUGACACAAACCAGUGAUGUCUUAACUAUGGAGUUCGUUAGAAGACCUUGAGAGUUUGACAGUCACUGUGAUGUGAGAGGAAAACAAUGACAGAAACCAGUGACACCUAACACUAUGUGCUGUGUUAGAAGACCUUGAGAGUUUGACAGUCACUGUGAUGUGAGAGGAAAACAAUGACACAAACCAGUGAUGUCUUAACUAUGGAGUUCGUUAGAAGACCUUGAGAGUUUGACAGUCACUGUGAUGUGAGAGGAAAACAAUAACACAAACCAGUGAUGUCUUAACUAUGGAGUUCGUUAGAAGACCUUAAGAGUUUGACAGUCACUGUGAUGGGAGAGGAAAACAGUGACACGAACCAGUGACAUCUGACACUAUGUAAUGUGUUAGAAGACCUUGAGAGUUUGACAGUAAUUGUGA